GUAAAAAUGCUGAAAUUGCAGAAUUUUGGUAAAAAUUAGUAAAAAUAAUGCAAUAAAUAAUUUUCUAUUCAUUUCAAAUGCAUAAUAAUUCAUGUAACCUAAUCUCAUAAGGAAUAAGUGAUCAAUCUUUUUGAAUACUAUGUAUUCAAUACCAUUAAUCUACUUUACUAUACCAUGUACAAGAGACGAAAGAUGAGUUAUUAUGGUCAGUUGAAGUACUUUACAGUGAUUAUUCUAUGUACAGUCACUCUUUAUGUGAUCUUAUGUCAAACGUUCACUCAUUUAGACCCGUCCCUGACACCUUCGUCUUUACAACUGUACACACCUUACAAAAAUAGCGAACAAUUAAUAAAAAGUUUAAAAUCAGUGGUUCAUAUUCAGAAUGAUUCACAAGGAUUUGGAUUCGUGAAGAAUGCCGAUGAUUUGAAAUUAAGAAACGAAGGAUACACUAAAUACGGUUUCAAUGCCUUAGCUAGUCGAAAUAUAGGAAAUAUGCGCGAUAUUCCUGAUACUCGACACAAAUUAUGCAGGCCAAUUACUUAUUCAAAUGAUCUCCCUACUGCCAGUAUUGUCAUUUGUUUCUAUAACGAACAUUAUGAUACUCUUCUUCGAACAAUUCAUACGAUUUUGGAACGAACACCAGCUCAGUUUUUAAAAGAAAUUAUUUUGGUUAACGAUUUCAGCGAUAUAGAACUUCUUCAUGAAAAUGUACAAGAUUACAUAUCUUCGACGAAAGCGGUGUCUUCAAAAGUACAUUUGCAUAAAACUCCUCGUAGAGAAGGAUUGAUCCGAGCUCGAAUCUUUGGGGCGAAUCUAGCUACAGGCGAUGUUUUAAUAUUUCUGGACAGUCACGUUGAAGUGAAUGUGCAAUGGAUUGAACCUUUGUUAUCAAGAAUUGCAGAAAAUCCCCAUAUUAACGUAGUGACACCAAUCAUCGAUAUUAUAAAUCCUGAUACUUUGGAAUAUUCAUCAUCGCCUCUUGUUCGAGGUGGAUUUAAUUGGGGUCUUCAUUUUAAAUGGGAGAACAUUCCUAAAGGACUGCUGAAAACUGAAGAAGAUUUUAUUAAACCGAUCAAAUCUCCGACAAUGGCUGGUGGAUUAUUCGCCAUGAAUCGCGAGUAUUUCAAUAAAUUAGGGCAAUAUGAUUCUCAAAUGGAUAUUUGGGGUGGUGAAAAUUUAGAGAUAUCAUUUCGGAUUUGGAUGUGUGGUGGAAACCUAGAAAUUAUACCAUGUUCCAAAGUUGGGCAUAUAUUCAGGAAACAUAGACCUUAUACAGAUCCUGACGGUCAAGAUUCAAUGACGAAAAAUUCUCUAAGAUUAGCUCAAGUGUGGCUGGAUCAGUACAAGGAACAUUAUUUUGCAGCUGUACCUCAGGCUAAAUACAUGAAAUAUGGCGAUGUUUCGGAACGUAUAGAAUUAAGGAAACGGCUAAAUUGCAAAUCCUUCGAAUGGUUUCUGAAAAAUGUUUAUCCGGAACUGAUACUCCCCGACGAUAACAAGGAAAAAUUGAAAGAGAAAUCGAAAUAUUUCGAUAAACCUGUGUAUCAACGCUGGGAUGAGCGAAAACGGAAUUAUAUCAAUAGUUUCAUGAUAAGACUGUCAAACACCAAUCUGUGUGCUACUUCGGAAAAAGAUGUCAAAACAAAAGGAUCAUUUUUAAUAUUGAAACCUUGUUUACGAUCAAAAAACCAAAUGUGGUAUGAGACUGAUCUCAAGGAGCUUAUCUUAGCUCAGCUAUUAUGUUUGGAUACGGGAACCACUAGCGAUAAGGGUGAUAAGCCGAAAUUGACAAAAUGUCACGAAAUGAAAGGUGCUCAAGAAUGGAGUUACAGUAACAAGAAGGAUACGGCUAUUUAUAACAUGGCUGGUGGAACUUGUCUGGGAGCUGCUUCUGCCGAAGCGAAUUCUUUUCUCGUGAUGAAAUUGUGCACCAGUACUGAGAAUAUAAGAUGGUUUCUCGUGUGAAAUUCUCAUUCAAUUGUGAUUGUUAUUUAUUUGUUGAAUUUUAUACGUUUUAAAAAUGAAUUAAUAGGGCAUUUCAAACUACGUCAUCCAAGUCACGUGAUAACGAAGUGGUGUGUAAACCAAGUCGAAUUAUAUACAGUACUGAAUGGAGAAUCGUAUUGUGCUCGCUGUUUACUAAAAUUACUCAAAAUAUUCAACGAACACAUUGAUAUUUUAAUACUGAAAAAUGUUCGUAGUUUUAUCCUCUUUACAUUGAUUUUUUCCCGAAAGCUCUACCUUUCACCGUUCAAAAGUUCUUGAAGUUAGAAGUUGCGAAAACAAGGCAAAAACCAGCUGCGGGCGGCAAGUAAUGAACUCUUUUGGCAACUUUGACCGGCAAGAACUUUUGAACGGUUAAGGGUAGAGCUUUCAGGAAAGAAUCAAAUUAAAGAGAAUAAAACUACGAACAUUUCACCGUAUUAAAAUACCUAUGUGUUCGAUGAAAAUUUUGAGUAAUUUUAGUUCAAAGUUCAAUACUUGCCGCCCGCAGCUGGUUUUUGCCUUGUUUUUGCAACUUCUAACUUCAAGAACUUUUGAACGGUGAAAGGUAGAGCUUUCAGGAAAGAAUCAAAUUAAAGAGGAUAAAACUACGAACAUUUUGCUGUAUUAAAAUAUCAAUGUGUUCGUUGAAAAUUUUGAGUAAUUUUAGUUUAAACAGCGAGCGCAAUACCUAGUACAUUUCGCAUCGUUUGCACACCAUUUCGAUUAUCAGACCGGUGUGACGUCACUUUUUAAUGCCCUAUCCAACAUUUUUCUUGAGUGUUGUUUUUUUAAAAAAUAAAGUAUGUAAACAUC
Messenger RNA from Planococcus citri (citrus mealybug), 2799 nucleotides. Its product is annotated as polypeptide N-acetylgalactosaminyltransferase 35A-like. The record is from RefSeq and is a predicted model, not a curated record. Gene Ontology annotation, cellular component: Golgi apparatus. NCBI's taxonomy places the organism in Eukaryota, Metazoa, Arthropoda, Insecta, Hemiptera, Pseudococcidae. The transcript is spliced from 12 exons. The coding region runs from base 175 to 1965 and encodes 596 amino acids. Gene Ontology annotation, biological process: regulation of Notch signaling pathway; protein O-linked glycosylation. Gene Ontology annotation, molecular function: Notch binding; polypeptide N-acetylgalactosaminyltransferase activity.